Plasmodium inui San Antonio 1 is the source of this 1218-nucleotide messenger RNA. RefSeq lists its product as hypothetical. The transcript is spliced from 2 exons. The record is from RefSeq and is a predicted model, not a curated record. Bases 1 to 1218 code for a protein of 405 amino acids. Lineage: Eukaryota; Apicomplexa; Aconoidasida; Haemosporida; Plasmodiidae.
AUGAGCGCGGAAAAUGACCAAAGGGAAAAAGUUUUAAAUCACAAAUGCUCCAAAAGAAAUUUUGAAGAAUUGAAAUCAUUCGAUAGUGUUCAAUUGUUAAGCGAUAUCUCUGCAGCGUCUUCGAACAAGAGGAGUAAAAGCUAUUACAACUUGGUGAGUGACAACAAUGAGGGCGCCAUAUCGUACUGCUUAAAUGAGUUUGCCUCGGAAGAGCCCCACAGACAGAGGCAAGACACAUACCAGUUGCACACAAAUGAGGGGAACAUCACCCCCACGCACACUGCCAUCCCCAAUGAUGAGUUGUUCCAGCAGGAUGAGCAGUUGUCCAAAGGGAGAGGACUGAAUCAGUUGGCAAUUAUUCCAUUUGAAGGGGAGUACGGAAACAGCGCAUUCAAUUGCAAAUAUGAAGGGAGCAGUUCCAGCAGCGAUGGCAACUUUGGAAGUCAUGGAAAUCGCCACAUCGGCAGUGGCGCACGAGACAAAAGUGACGUGAAAAAUAUUUUCCACCUCUUAUCCAAAAAAGACAUCUUCUAUAAAAAUUUAAUUAAAAAUCAAAUCAAAAGUAACAAACCGCUAAUGAUCAAGUGUGACAAUUUGAGUUUCUUUUUAAACAGAAAUACCUAUGAGGGUAACGGCUUCCGGAAUCAGUUCGUCUCAAAUGUUAAAACGUCAGCCUUUUAUGAGAGACAUCAGUUUGCUGACGCUGUAAUGCCAUCCUCUGGAAUACUCCAAGAUCCAAAUGGUGAACAAAAUUUACACCACAUCAACGACGAAGAAACCGCUCCGCUCUUUUUCGGUUCGCUUAAUGAAGAUUCCCCCACCACAGGCAUCAGAUCGAACAACGAAGUUCCAAUUUUGAGCAUCCCCAAUAAUGCACAACCCGAUUUGGGUACACCUUUUGAUCGUAUCAUUCCGAACAUGAACAUGGGCAAGAAUGCUGUGACGAACAUCAGUCCAUACCCCUCCGGUUACCCCCCCGAGAUGUUUAACGCAAAUGAUGGGAUUUAUUUCGCCCCAGAUCAGAUAGCGCAGAAUGAUGAAACCGGUCUAUAUAACCAACACGGUUGCAUCAAUUUUGCCAUUCCAGACCAAACUGAUAAUUUUAAUCCUACCGUUAUGAGAACAAAUCAGAACAGCUCAGAAAGCAUCGGCCACGUAAAUUCUUUGAGUGAUGUUGGAAAUUAUUACCAGGCCAAUGAUUAUAAUGCUUACCACUGA